GCCCGGGUCCCUGUAAAGAUGUCUGAGCAGGCGGGGAGGGAGCGGAGCCGAGGACUCGAAACGAGCGCGCAGAGCCCGCCACUGUCUGCUGUUUAACCGCUCCAGGUUCAUGCCAAUCUGACGAGCAGUUGCAAUGUCCAAUGACAGCCAGGGAUCUGUAAAGGGGGAGGCAGCAGCACCGGUGCUGCCCCCCUCUGGCUCUGCCUCCUCCCAAGGCCCUCCCCUCUCUCCAUCCACGGCCUCCAGGACACCUGAACUCCCAGACGAGCUGAUCCAGGCCGGAUGGUCCAAGUGUUGGUCCCGGAGGGAGAACCGGCCCUACUACUUCAACAGAUUCACCAACCAGAGCCUGUGGGAGGUGCCAGUGUUGGGUCAGCAUGACGUCAUUUCUGAUCCUCUGGGUCUUAACGCAGCUCCGGCAGAGGGCGGAGACAGUAACCUCGGUAACGGUCAGAGGAAGAGGAGGAACUCUGAGGAGCAGGGAGCGGGGGCAAAUAACUUGAAACGUGCAAAGGUAGAGCCCACUACACCCAUUUCUCCCAGCACCCCUGGGGCCAAACCCUGGAGCAGCGCCGCCCCUGAAGAGAAGCCGAGCCAGACAGCGAUGCCCACCACCCCGACGCCAGGCCCCGCCCCGUACAGACCUGCAGUGAUUUACUGGGACCUGGACAUCCAGACAAAUGCCGUGAUUAGAGAGCAACGCCCUGCCAAUCAUUUACCCCCCCACCCGGAAAUCGAGCUGCAGAGAGCGCAGCUGGUCACCAAACUGAGGCAACACUACCACGAGCUCUGCCACCAGAGAGAAGGUAUCGAUCCACCACGCGAAUCGUUUAACCGCUGGCUGCUGGAGAGGAAAGUGAUCGAUAAAGGUCAGGACCCGCUGCUGCCCAGCGAGUGUGAGCCGGUGAUCUCCCCGUCCAUGUUCAGAGAGGUGAUGAACGACAUCCCCAUCAGGUUAUCUCGUAUUAAGUACAAAGAGGAGGCCCGAAAGCUGCUGUUUAAAUACGCUGAAGCUGCCAAGAGGAUGAUUGACUCCAGGAACGCCAGUCCAGAGAGCAGGAAGGUGGUGAAGUGGAACGCUGAGGACACCAUGAACUGGCUGCGUAGAGAUCACUCCGCCAGCAAAGAGGACUACAUGGACCGUCUAGAACACCUGAGGCAGCAGUGCGGCCCUCACGUCACUGCUGUUGCCAAAGACUCGGUGGAGGGAAUCUGCUCCAAGAUCUACCAGCUGUCGACAGAAUACAGCCGGCGGCUGAGACAGACGCACCUGAGCCUGCUGCAGGACCCGGCCACAGAGACAGGCUCGUCGCCGCCGCCGUCGCGGCUCGUCUACUGCUACCCGGUGAGACUGGCCAUCCCCACGCCCCCCCUGCCCCGCGUGGAGCUGCACUUUGAGAACGACGUGGCUUGUCUUCGCUUCAGAGGAGAGAUGGUCAAAGUCAACAGAGGACACUUCAGCAAGCUGGAGCUGCUGUACCGGUACAGCUGUAUAGACGAUCCUCGCUUUGAGAAGUUCCUGUCCAGAGUGUGGUGUCUUCUGAAGAGAUACCAGGUGAUGUUCGGCAGCGGCGUGAACGAGGGGACGGGUCUGCAGGGGGCGCUGCCGGUGCCAGUGUUCGAGGCAUUGAAUCGGCAUUUUGGAGUUUCCUUUGAGUGUUUUGCUUCGCCGCUGAACUGCUACUUCAAACAGUUCUGCUCUGCCUUUCCCGACAGCGACGCCUUCUUUGGAUCCAGAGGGCCAUUUUUGUCCUUCAAUCCAGUCAGCGGCUCGUUUGAAGCCAAUCCUCCGUUUUGUGAGGAGCUGAUGGACGCCAUGGUGACGCAUUUUGAGGAACUCCUGGAGCAGUCUACAGAGCCGCUGUCCUUCAUCAUCUUCGUCCCCGAGUGGCGUGACCCGGUCACCCCGGCUCUGACCCGCAUGGAGGCCAGCCGGUUCCUGCGGCACCAGAUGAACGUCCCGGCCUACGAGCACGAGUACCGGUCCGGAGGACAACACCUCUGCAAGAGGGAGGAGAUGUACUACCGGGCCGUCCACGGCACCGUCGUGCUCUUCCUUCAGAACGACGCCGGCUUCGCCAAGUGGGGCCCGACGACGGAGCGGCUGGCCGAGCUGACGGCGGCCUACCGGCCCGCCUCGGCCCGCUCCUCCUCCCUGUCCUCCCCCGGCCCCGCCCACAUCUCCCCCGCAGACAGAGACUCCGCCCACAAGGCCCCAGACAGGACACAGAGCGGGGUGAUGUCCCCCGGUGGCCAUGACAACGGCAGCAGCAGCAGCACCAGCACCAGCACCAGCACCAGCCCACAGGACAAGCCUGCUGCCGUGUAGAGGGCUGGCCCGGGGCCCGGGGCCCCCUGGGGGGCUCCUCACAUCCUCACCCUUUCAGAUCGUCCCUCACCAGCAUCUACAGUCACCUCUAUCCCAUAACGCUCCUCUGUCUGCACCGGCAGGGGCGGGGCCUUGUUCAACACUACGCCCCUCGGCCGCUCUGAUUGGCUGAAACUCUGGAGCUUUCCUGUCACACGCUGGUCGGUAGGAAGCAGCUGAUCAGCGGCUCGUUGUAGCUCCAGCAAUAAAAACUGACACGAUGAGGGGGAGGAGUCUGACUGGUCCCCCCCCACGGGGGGGGACCGGUUAGCACGGCAGCUAUCAUUUCUAUCAACCCGUCUUUCUGAACUGAACAGAAUCAAACCUCCUCCUCCUCAGCAGGAGUGAGUGCUGCUGAGAGCAGGCUGUCGCCGGAGGACAGGGGCGGGGCCUCGGAGGACAGGGGCGGGGCCUCGGAGGACAGGGGCGGGGCCACGGAGGACAGGGGGCGGGGCCUCGGAGGAGUUAGUUCUGUCUUCUCUUCUCAUGUUUUAUCAACAAAACUACGGAAAGAGUAUCAGGGCCAGACAGGAGAAGAAUAAAAAUAAUAUUUAAGAGGACGACGAUUUUAUUUAUUUUUUUUCAUUAUGCAUUUUGAGAAAAAGUCAAAGUCGAGAAAAAAGUCGAAAUGUCGAGAUUAAUGUUGAAGUACAAUUCAACAUGUCGAGAUUUCGAAGAAAUUUUCGAAAUUUUGAGAAAAAAGUCAAAAUGUUGAGAAAAAAGGUGAAAUUUUGACUUUAUUCUUGAAAUUGUCUUUCAAUAUUAAUCUCGACAUUUCGACUUUUUUAUCUCGAAGUGCACAAUAAAAAAAAAUCUUCCCUCUCAAACAUUUUUUCUCCUGCAUAGCCCUAAUACUAAUCAUUUUGCAUUAAAAAAAAAAGAAGCACAUUGUGGGGAAAAAAAAGGUCUGGUAGUUGUUCAGGCAACAUGGGGGGUUUUCUCCAUCAACUAUAGCAACUGGUGGGUGUCUGGGCUCCCUGGGGUCUGCUGGAGCCCAGGUCCCAGCUCUGAGAGCCCCCCAGGCCACCACACCCCUCACACUCCCGGCCCCCCGCCAGCCAGCCGGACCCUCUGGGAAGAAGCUGGACUACCCAGAAACCCCGGCCAGGACGGAGAGACAACCUGAUCUGAAGCAGAAACGUUGGCAACGAGUCGCCCUGCUGCCGCAUCCUUCCUCGUAUAAAGACUUUAAUUUUCAUAAAUCUGAAUGUGUUGGGGUUUGUUUGUUUUUUUUGUUUUUUUUUUACUAGCAAUUUGAAAUUUUUUCCUGUAAUUUGUAUCAUUUGGAUGCAGUUUUAUUUAAAGUCGGGUUCAGUCUAGUCUGAUUUGAUUUCUGUGAAAUCCAGUUCUUGUUGGUUUAAUCUGUCAAUUUGCUCAAAUGUGUUCUGCUUGUCAACUGGUUUAGUUAAUCCCAGGCAGGUUUAUUCCCCUCGGGACUUGUUUAGUUUGACCUAGUUUGGUGUGUCUUAAUCCAAGUUGAACAAUCUUCUUUUGUCUGGUUUAAUUCAUCAGUCAAGUUCACUCUGCUUUUGGACAAGUUUAUUCCACUUUAAACUAGUUAAUCUGGGACAGGUGGAUUCCAGAUCAGACUGGUUUAAUCUCCUUCAGCCUAAUCCACGUUGGACCACCAGUGUGGUUUGGUUUAAUCUAGUUUGGCUACUUUUAUUCUAGUUUCAACAUGUUUAGUUAACGUUUGGACUGGUUUGUCUGGUUUAAUCUGGUUCAUUGGCUGCAGCGGCCUCCUGCUCUCUGAUUGGCUGCCGUGGACCCGUCAGCCUCCUGGGGCAUCAGUCUUGUAGAUACUGUACAGUUGGACUGAUCCAAAGUCUGUUCAUGAUCUGUUUUGCUGUCAAAGCUGGGUUUUUUUUUAAUGAUUAAUUUGAUUUAAUUUAACCUUUUUAAAGAGAUAUGUGUUUGUGUAUUUACAACCUCAUAGUUUGUUUUAACCAAACCAAAGUGUUAUAAGAAGAUGUAUACGUAUGUGUGUGUGUGUACAGUGCAAGUGUAUAUAUCUGUGAGCUGGACUCUGCACCGUCUCCUCCUUCCAGCUGUGCAUGUGCACGUUUGGACUCUGAAAGGUUGGGGGUGGUGGUGGAGCGGCAGAGACUCCAGCGUCGGGGGGUCCUCACAGCCAUGGAGUGUAAAUACCUUCUGUCCUGCAGACAAACUGCAGCUGCUGUUCCAGUAAAAGAUAUAUCCA
Messenger RNA from Cololabis saira (Pacific saury), 4568 nucleotides. RefSeq names its product phosphorylated CTD interacting factor 1 (gene pcif1). The record is from RefSeq and is a predicted model, not a curated record. Gene Ontology annotation, molecular function: mRNA (2'-O-methyladenosine-N6-)-methyltransferase activity; RNA polymerase II C-terminal domain binding. The transcript is spliced from 16 exons. The coding region runs from base 134 to 2329 and encodes 731 amino acids. Gene Ontology annotation, cellular component: nucleus. Lineage: Eukaryota; Metazoa; Chordata; Actinopteri; Beloniformes; Belonidae.